CCGUGAUUCUUCAUCAUUGCCGUUGUAGCAAGGUCCUCAACCCCCCAGUUGCAGGAGAUGAACAAUGCGUUCGGCGUAGCCCGGCGCAUUCCUUGCCCGGGGCUCCGAGCCUCGAGCUGGCUCCUCCCCGUCACUUCAUCACCGCUGCGCUCCGCCCAGCGUCUCUCCACACCUUCUGCUCUCCCAUGGCGUCCGGAUAGCCUCUCCAGGCGCCUUCUGGGCUCCUGGUCAAGUCCGCUGCUUCUUGCAUCUCGCUCUUCCAAACCGUCCCCCGGCUCUCUCUCGAUCCCCGUCCGCUCAUUCAACAGGUCCAGCUCCCUCCGCUCCCGGCAGGCUCCCCCAGUGGAACAUGGCGUCAGUCCUCGCUCCCAACCAUUCUCCGCCGCUGAACUCAAAUCCAUCUUUGGAGCCCGCUCAAAAAUAUCCCCUGCUAUGGGAAACCGGGCCUUGGCCGUUCUACAUGGCCGGCGUCUUCAAGGCACCCUCGACCUAAAACUACCCGCCGAUAUCCACCGCUCCAUACCCCCGCACAGUCUCGAGGCAGCGCUGGUGUAUCUCCGCACGAAGUAUCCGAUGGAUGAGGAUGCCAUGAUCUUAGCCCGGGUCCACCGCGAAAUGGAUGAAGAGGAAGCGAUGGAUACAAAUCGGUAUAAGCCGCAGAGUGGUUCGUACGGGGCCGAGCUGGGCCAGUCAAAUGAUCCUUCCGGCAGAAGUGUCCUGCAAGACUUCCGGGAGAAGAACGAGGCGUGGCUCUUGGCCGAGCAGGAAAGGAAACGCCAGGAAUGGCUACAGGGGGGGCAGCACCACGACGAGAGGCUCAAGCGCUCGCUGGAGACGAAUAGUCUUGCCCUCCAGAAUGUGGAUGAGAAGACUGCCAUGGAAAUUGCCCCGAAAGAUCGGCAACUUGCAGACCCCCGGCAGCGCCCUGUUCUGGCAUGGGUCCAGAAAAACUACUUGGCCGCUCAGGACUUGGAUCUGGACAUUAGCAAGCUCACAAUGAGUCGCCAGCUUCUUCCCUCGCUUGUCUUUAUGUUCCUGACCCUGGGGCUUUGCUAUGCCUUCACCAUGUACUAUGAGCCUCCCGCCAACGCUGACCGGAUGUGGCCCAAUAUCCCUCGAUCCGCUGCAACGACCCUGGCCAUCAUGGGCAUCAAUGUCGGCAUCUUCGGUCUAUGGUGGUUCCCUCCAGCCUGGAGACUCCUCAACCGCUACUUCAUCAACGUCGUCGCCAACCCUAAUCCCCCCUUCAGACUCGUCGGCAGUAUCUUUAGCCAUCAGUACCCCAUGCAUCUGUUUACGAACAUGCUGUGUUUCGCGGCGAUCGCGCCCCGAUUGCACGAUGAAAUCGGCCGAGGCGAAUUUCUCUCCCUCUUCUUAGCCUCGGGCGUUGUCGGCUCUUUCUCAACCGUGGCAGUCCACUGCCUCCAAGCACAAUGGACUGUCACCGCUCUCGGCCUCAGUGGAGCCCUCUCCGGCCUCCUAGCAGCCUACUGCACACUUCACGCAGACCAAAACCUCCAAGCCUCCUUCCUCCCGGAUGAUUGGAAGAAGGUCCUCUCUGCCCCCGGAUGGGCCAUUAUCGCCACAGUGGUCUCCAUCGAUAUCCUCUCUCUGGUCCUGCGACGCCGACUCCGCAACCCACCCAAAAUCGAUCAUUGGUGUCAUCUGGGCGGAUACUUCACAGGAAUCACCUGGGCUUUAUACCGGAGCAAGGAGAUCGAGAGAACCCCCCGCGAGGCUAAUCAUUGGUUCACGUGGCGGUCUUUCAAGGGUUGAGUUCAUCGCCUAUCAGCCGGGACUAGAGUCAAGUAUACCCUGACUCGGCUGAUCUGUAAUUUUAGAUUUAACCGCUGGAAAGCAUGCUAUAUAUGUAUAUAUAUUUCCUCUCUCCUCAAUCUUUCGCGGAUGGCCGCAUCACCCUAGUAUCAAUUCCAUACUCCCUGGUCCG
Molecule: messenger RNA, 1948 nt
Organism: Aspergillus sclerotioniger CBS 115572
Lineage: Eukaryota; Fungi; Ascomycota; Eurotiomycetes; Eurotiales; Aspergillaceae
Product: rhomboid protease PCP1
Exons: 5
Coding region: 58-1776 (572 amino acids)
Cellular component (GO): membrane
Molecular function (GO): serine-type endopeptidase activity
Source: RefSeq, a predicted model, not a curated record